Anopheles bellator is the source of this 1544-nucleotide messenger RNA. It is a transcript of the gene BHD, whose product is annotated as folliculin. The record is from RefSeq and is a predicted model, not a curated record. Gene Ontology annotation, biological process: positive regulation of TORC1 signaling; positive regulation of GTPase activity; negative regulation of transcription by RNA polymerase II. The transcript has 4 exons. NCBI's taxonomy places the organism in Eukaryota, Metazoa, Arthropoda, Insecta, Diptera, Culicidae. Gene Ontology annotation, molecular function: GTPase activator activity. Bases 22 to 1461 code for a protein of 479 amino acids. Gene Ontology annotation, cellular component: cytosol.
UUGCGCUCUACGCAAGUGCUGAUGAAUGCAAUAAUUGCACUGUGCCAUUUCUGCGAAGUCCAUGGACCUGGUGCGAUCUUCUGCACGCAAACGCUGCGUGAAACGAACAUUCAGCAACUGGACAUCAGCUUCGAGUUCGAUCGCAAGGGCUGUGCCGCUUGCAACUCGGUCGGCAACAGCAUUGGUCUCGUGAGCCGCGACCCGGAAAGCAAUGCCAACUUCGUGAGCAGCCAAAUACCGGUCAUCGCUGAGACGGUGCCACUUGUUAAAACGGCUUCCUUCCGAAGCCUAAGCUCGGAGGUAAGCUGCUCAGCGUCGGAAGGUGGUUUUGUGUUUUUCGGUGACGCCAAGCACGGCCACGUACUGAGUCAUACUUUUCAACUGUACGACUCGGAAGCGCGGGGUUUCCAGAAACGGUUUUCAAUCGUCAUCUUAAUGAAGGACAAAAUGUUCCUUCUGAACUCCCAACCGUUCUUGGCCGACUGCAUGGCCAAGGUUUCCAGGGAGCUGCAAGAGUACGCACGGGUGGUUCACGAAGACGAUCAGCGAAGGCAGGGCUUGGAUCGGGCGCAACGUAUUAACAAAUGCCUUGGUGGCGCUUCGACGAGCAACGUGACAAACGCAACGGCCAACCGAUCGCUGGUUGAACUGACAGGAAAGGAGUCCAUCUACGCAUACGUUCAUUCGCACUUUUCUUUCAUCCUCUGGGCUGGCGCACGGUACCUAACGGAGAGCAUCACACUCGGUUGCCCAUCAACGCCCGUGUGGUUGGGCAAGGAAACGGAAGAAGGCUUUGCCAUGGUACAGUCGGAUAAGGACGGCUACCAGAUGCGGCGGCUGGGUGGGAUUGCCGGCGGCUUUGAGAAAAGCUUCGAUCAAAUCGAUGAACGCACGCGCGCCAAAUACUCACUGCGCAUGUUUCGUAGCAUUUUAAAAGGUAACUUCCUGUCGGUUUGCUAUUGCGCCCUGACCGGCAUACAGAUCGUAAUUCGUGGUACACCCAUCAAGGGCUACUGCCUGGUGGCCAAUUUGAAAAAGUUUCUUCCCGAAGCAUUGCACAAACUGGCGCGAGCGCAUGCAGAAACGUACACGUCGGCCAACGAGUUUCGUAUCAUCAAUCUGAAACAGGAGGCCAUAGCACCACAUUCGUCCAGCAGCAUCAUGCGCGUUGAUCUGGUAGAUGACCACGACAAGGACACGGUGGCCGUGUGCGCUUGGGAAGGCGAAUUACCCACCAAACUGCCAAGUUUGUUGCAAAAAAUCAUCAAAGCAAUCGACGAGGAGCUGUUCAGUGAUCAUGCACUGGACAAACAUUUACGGGUACUCGUUGAGGAGUGGAAAAACAAAGUUGUGUGCAUACGGAAGGUGAGCUCCAAUCAGGACGUUGCGAAGAUCAAAAAAAUCAUGGGAGUGCAGCCACAGGACCAAGUCCUGAUCAACUACUGGUACAGCCAUCUUUAGCCUCGGAAUGGGCAGCAGCAGACGAGGUGGUGGUAGUGUCUUUUUAUCAGCAGAGCUGAUUUGUUGAUGUUUGAAAUACACAU